AUGGGCCUUACCACCCCGUCGCCCGAGAUCGGCGCUCUCUUGCUGACUGCUUUCCUCUAUGGAGCCUGGAGAUUCUAUGGAUUCCUGCGUGUGGUAUACUUGACUCCUUUAGGUGCCCUUCCAGGCCCAUCAACACCCAGUUUGGUGUAUGGGAACAUGAAAGAGAUCGCCGCGAUGGACGACACUCUUCUGCCGGACACCUGGUUCACACGGUAUGGCAAGAACCUGAUUGACCGUGAAUUCUUCAUGCGACCGCGCCUCUGGUCGCUCGAUCCUCUAGCCAUCCACCAUAUCUUGUCCCAUCCCAAUGAUUUCCCUAGACCAGAAGAAGCGCAGAGGGGUAUUCGCGAUCUCUUGGGCCGAGGCGAGGAACACAGGAAACAGAGGAGAAUCUUGAAUCCCGCCUUCGGACCCGCGCAAGUCCGCGACCUCACCCACAUAUUCGUCGAGAAGUCAAUUGAGCUACGUGAAUACUGGGCCAAUGCUGCGCGCAGCGGCACCGCUCGAGUGAACGUCAACAGCGAUCUCAGCAAAUUGACCCUCGACAUAAUUGGCAUAGCAGGAUUCGGAUAUAACUUCAACGCCCUGAACCCGGAAGGCACACCCAAUGAGCUCAGCAUGGCGUUCAGAAAGCUGUUCAUGGGCACCCCGUCUAUCUCAUCUCUGGGACCGGUCCUUCGACUUUGGUUCCCUAUCCUUAAGCGUAUCCGCACCGAGCGUGGGGCUACACUCGAGUAUGCGUCUCAAACAUUUCAGCGCAUCGGAACGCAGCUAGUCGAAGAUCGGAAGGCCGCGAUUCUCAAGGAGGCUUCGGAGAAACACCUACAGGGCAUCGAGCGCAAGGAUCUGCAAGGCCGUGAUCUGUUGACGCUCCUCAUCCGCGCCAAUAUGGCUCAGGACGUCCCGGAAAGCCAAAGGUUGUCUAACGAAGACGUCAUAGGCCGUGCGUUCCUCCUUGCGGGACACGAGACAACGAGCACCUCGUCCACUUGGGCCCUCUAUUCGCUCUCCAAGUACCCGAAAGUGCAGCAGAAGCUUCGUGAAGAGUUGUUAUCCGUCUCAAGCGACACGCCGACGAUGGAAGAGCUCUCAGCGCUGCCCUACCUCGACGCCGUCGUGACUGAGACGCUCCGGCUGCACUCCCCGAUCCCAAUGCUCACUCGGGUCGCUGCCAACGACGACGUGAUUCCGCUCGGCGAGCCGUUCACCGAUCGACACGGCAAGGUGCACAGCGAAAUCCGGAUCGCCAAAGGCAACAAGAUCAUCGUCCCCAUAAUGGCGAUGCAUCGCUCCCGGGAAUUAUGGGGCGAGGAUGCCAUAGAGUUCAAACCCGAGCGCUGGCAGCAGCCUCCCGAAGCUAUUUCGGCGAUCCCUGGCGUAUGGGGCCACCUACUCACCUUCAUCGGAGGCCCGCGCGCGUGCAUCGGAUAUCGCUUCUCCAUCAUCGAACUCAAGGCGAUUCUGUUUACGCUCGUCCGUGCGUUUGAAUUCGAGUUCGCUGUGCCUUUGGACGACAUCGUCAGCAAGACCGCACCUUUGGGCCGUCCGUCUCUGCUGAGCGAGCCGGAGAAGGGGUACCAACUACCGCUCAUUCUCAAGCCGUACAAGGCUACCUGA
Trametes versicolor FP-101664 SS1 is the source of this 1617-nucleotide messenger RNA. Its product is annotated as cytochrome P450. The record is from RefSeq and is a predicted model, not a curated record. NCBI's taxonomy places the organism in Eukaryota, Fungi, Basidiomycota, Agaricomycetes, Polyporales, Polyporaceae. The transcript has 11 exons. Bases 1 to 1617 code for a protein of 538 amino acids. Gene Ontology annotation, molecular function: monooxygenase activity; oxidoreductase activity, acting on paired donors, with incorporation or reduction of molecular oxygen; heme binding.